AUGCCUGCUACGCUUGAAACACAUGAAGAAAGGAGGGGUUCUAUUUAUGGUAUGGUCAUUUUAUUCAUUUUUAAAAUUAAAAAUUUUUUUUAUAAUAAAAAAUGUCAUUUCAGCUCUGUCCAACUCCUCGUCCUACUCAAACCUAGCCGAAUCCUUCAAUAUUCACCAUGACAUUCUACCGAACAAGCCUAAUGAACCUAAUUUCAAAUUAGGCUUGGAGCCAAUUGAUGGAGCUUGCUUUCGAAUCGACCAGAGCUCAUCAGAACCUGCUCAUAUCAAUGUAUUCUUGGAGAAUAACACUGAUCAACGCCAGACUUUUAAGGUAGGCUUCUUUUAGACUCCUACCCCUACCAUUAUCUCUUCUCUAGUUUGCCAUGCCCUGCUUUAUAUUACCAUGCCCUGCUUUGUUUUACCAUGCCCUGCUUUAUCUUACCAUGCCUUGCUUUGUUUUACCAUGCCCUGCUUUAUUUUACCAUGCCCUGCUUUAUUUUACCAUGCCCUGCUCUAUUUUACCAUGUCCUGCUCUAUAUUACCAUGCCCUGCUUUAUUUUACCAUGCCCUGCUCUAUUUUACCAUGUCCUGCUCUAUAUUACCAUGCUCUGCUUUAUUUUACCAUUCCCUGCUUUAUUUUGCCAUGUCCUGCUUUAUUUUAACACGCCCAGCUGUAGUUUACAUAUAGGGCAUAGUUUUUGCCCCCCCCUCUUGUUCCCUUCCUUAUAAUGUUUAUAUCUCACCCCCUCCCCUACGUUAAUUUACCUUACCCUACCUACUCUAAACCCCCCUCUUCUUCCAGAUCAAAACCACCCUAACCGAAAAGCUUCGUGCCAAGCCUCCGGUAGGCCUAAUAGAGCCUCAUUCGGAGCUGUCGAUACGGUUGUCGUAUAAUGGCAAAGAGAUACCAGAUGGUUUACAUUACAUUGCCAUCUACCACAUUAAACUACAAGAUCAGUCAGAUCAUGAGCUAAAAGACCUGAGGGAGUUUUGGAAAUGUCAUCCCAAUUUCGAUGGAGUUCGACGAAUUGUUUUGAAUUUCGAAAUCGAAUUCGCUGAUUUUUAA
Messenger RNA from Bursaphelenchus okinawaensis, 1057 nucleotides. The record is from the annotation of a GenBank genome assembly. Lineage: Eukaryota; Metazoa; Nematoda; Chromadorea; Rhabditida; Aphelenchoididae.